UCCAAUGUUUAUGGUGCGCUCUUUUAAAUAUAGUUUAAGUCCCAAAGUUGGAACUGCUGGGAUUUGGAAAAUAACUGUCGUUUAAAUGGAGGAUCAGGGCGAAGUGAUGGACCAAGCCGCUGGUAAGCUUAAUAUUUCAAAAGCCCAGGGCCCCAGAAACCGAUGUGCUAACGAUGACCCCAUUAUGAGCAGCCAGCAGUUACAGUCCCGCCAGGAUUCGUCGAGCAAGCUGAACUUGAUGGAUGCCAGUUCGUUCAGCAUGCCGCCUCCUAAUCUUCACUCCUCGAAGGUGAUCAAUCCGAACAAGGCGAUAUUCACCAUAGACGCGAACACGGGACAGAUAUUCAUUGUGAACAACAAGGCCUGCCAACUACUGGGCUACACAUCCCAGGAGCUGAGGAACAAGGGAUUCUUCGAUCUGCUCAAUGGCAAGACGGAAAGUCACAUCUCAUCGCUGGCGGAGAUGCAGAUCGAGGGCGACGAGGGCAGAGUGGUCCUGCUGAGUGGCAAGGUCAUCGAAAUGAAGACCAAGACGAGCAACAAGAUCCUGGUCUCGCUCUGGAUCCGUCAGAUCAGCACUGAUGGCAGGCACAUAGCCGUUGCCGAGCCCGUGGAAAGACAUAUAUGCCACAUAAGCACCGAUCGAUUUGGGGUAAUAACAUCCGUCGACGCCACCACGGCUACCAUAUUCUUUUACGAAUCCACCGAAAGCGUUGUGGGCAUCAAUAUCGUCACGCUGAUCCCGUUUAUAAAGCUCCCCGAUCCGGAUUGCAGGGAGAUACCAAAGAGCCUGCGAAAACAGAGGGCCACAGGACGAACUACGGAUGAUGUCAAGUUCCCACUUUGUCUGCUCAUUGCCCUGGAUGAAAGCACAUCGACAGGAUAUGGCAUCAACAUCACCGUCUGGGUUUUCCAGAAUCUCAGUGGACUGAUUGUGGUGGACGACGUGGGCAACAUACUGAUGUGUAAUCAGCCCUUUUCGCUGCUGAUGUUCGGUUAUGGUCAGGACAAGAUUAUGAACAUGCAUAUAUCCUCCAUUUUACCUAACUUUGGCAAGGAUUCCCGGGAAGACAAAAGUCCCAAUGUCUCAAACACCUCAAUAACCAGCAAUGACUGGGAGCCGGAUACCGACCCAUUCGUCCUGGACAACGACUCCUCGCUGCAGUCCUGUAAAAAGAACUCCGCCAAUAAACCAGUGCCACUCCAAACUAACAACGAACCCUCAGUUAGCGAUGCCCACAUGAGCUGCAAUCUGGAGAACAGCGGUGGCCUGUUCUGCGAUCUUCGACAGCCAGACGAUUGUACAAUAGAUGAUAUUUUAACACCAGUGAAUGCCUCGAAUAGUUUUCCCGCCGAUGAGUUCGAGGGAGGAUCCCAUUCACACAUUAACGAGAUGUCCCUCGACAAGGCAAAGUCCGCGUCCACGGAGACUUGUGAUGCCUCUGGCAGUAAUCCCGCCACCAGGCUGCUCAGUUCCAUCAACGGAAGCUUCGUGGGAGAGGCCAUCCAUGCCGAUGGCACAGUAAUCGAGGUGGUCUACUCCGUGCUCCUGCAGAUCCUGCCAUGCUCCAAUCGGGUGUACUGCAUCUGGGUGUGUCGCAAUCCCAGCACUCGGCUGGAUGGAGAAAAGUACAACUACGCGAAUCUUACGUCCACAUUCAACAGCAUGGCCAGCACCAUUGAGCAGUCGCUGGGUCAGGUCAUAAAGACAACGGCUGCCCAGAACUCCAGCAGACCGAAUUCUCUAUCCCUGGUCUGCAAAUACGAAGAUGAGCUUUAUGUGGGGGACUACAGCAAGCACUAUACUUCGAUUCGGCAGAUUGGAAGGGGAGCUUACGGGUAUGUGAACAUGGCUUUCCGGAACACCGACCGCCUGCUCGUGAUCACCAAGUUCAUUCUCAAGGAGAAGCUCUGCUCGCAGUUUAUGGUCAAGAACCGCGAUUGCAAGGAAGUUCCUAUCGAGAUUCAUCUGCUACAGACGCUGAACCAUAAGAAUAUUGUCUCUGUGCUGGAUGUUUUCGAAAACGACCUGUUCUACCAGUUGGUGAUGGAGAAACACGGCUCUGGAAUGGAUCUGUGGACAUUCAUUGAGCGACGACCUCUGAUGGAUGAAAAACUGGGGAGCUAUAUUUUCAGGCAGGUCGCCGAUGCCGUCAACUAUUUGCACGAGCAGAAGAUCCUUCAUCGCGACAUUAAGGACGAGAAUAUAAUAAUUGAUCAUAAUUUUAACAUUAAGUUGAUAGAUUUUGGCUCUGCAACGUUCAUGGAGGAGGGCAAGUUCUUCUCAACAUUUUAUGGCACGACGGAGUACUGCAGUCCGGAAGUUCUGGCCGGGAAUAGAUACGUGGGUCCCGAGCUGGAAAUAUGGGCCUUGGGAGUUACUUUGUAUGUCUUGAUGUUUUUCGAAAACCCAUUCAUCGAUGUAGAGGAAACAUUGAAGGCCGAGAUCCAGAUACCUAAAGUGGUGUCCGAUCAACUGAGCCGUCUACUAAGUUCCAUGUUAAACAAGGACCCCAAAUACCGCUGCACCAUGCACCAGUUGAUAACCGAUCCCUGGCUCACCCAGGAGGUAAACCCAUCGGUGUUCAGUUUCUCGUGGAUAGUUCCCUGCAAGGCGCAUGAGGCGAAUCCAGAUAUAUAUUUCUCCGGCUACUUGUACUCCAGCACCUCGGUGUUGUCCACAAUUUCGCCACAGGAGAGCUUCUCCCACAUCGAAGAGUCCUCCAUUGGCGGAAGUGAUGACGCCAAAUUGGCAUCUCACAGGACGGGACUUAAGUUGUGUGUUAAUGAACCAAAACACAAUAAGAUGGACACGCUCUAUGCAAAGCAAUUCCAGUUGAACACUUCAGUUAGUAAUCACGAACUGAGGGCCUCGUUACCUGACUCCAGCCACACCGAAAUCGGGGGUUCUAUAUGCUCCUCGAAAUCCGAAAACGAUAUAUUUAAGAACAAACUCGAGCCCUGCGUCUCUGCUUAUAACGUAGUAAGCUUGCACGAUGUGAGCACGAAACCUAAAACCCUCGAUCUUAAGUAAAGUUCUAUAUCUGUUGUACAUGUGUAAAUCUAACCUAUACAUACUGUCAUAUGUAAAUAGUAGCAUCUGUGAAAGGACAAUUAAGGCUUG
This is a messenger RNA of Drosophila rhopaloa, 3124 nucleotides long. It is a transcript of the gene Pask, whose product is annotated as PAS domain-containing serine/threonine-protein kinase. The transcript is spliced from 3 exons. The record is from RefSeq and is a predicted model, not a curated record. The coding region runs from base 86 to 3034 and encodes 982 amino acids. Gene Ontology annotation, cellular component: nucleus; cytoplasm; cytosol. Lineage: Eukaryota; Metazoa; Arthropoda; Insecta; Diptera; Drosophilidae. Gene Ontology annotation, biological process: intracellular signal transduction; protein phosphorylation; negative regulation of glycogen biosynthetic process. Gene Ontology annotation, molecular function: ATP binding; protein serine/threonine kinase activity.